AUGACAACCCUGUUCAACUCCUCCCAGGAGAUAGUGUUUGUGCUGCAUGGACUGAAUGUGACGCAGACAAACAGACACAUCUACUUUGUAUUUAUUCUUGUUCUAUAUCUCUUUACCAUUUUUUGGAAUCUUACACUGAUUUUUACAAUUUUUCUGGAGAAAAUGUUACAUGACCCAAUGUAUUUUUUCCUCUGUAAUCUGUGUAUUAAUGGUAUCAUUUGCGCUUCAUCUUUCUACCCAAAGAUACUUAAUGACAUUUUAUUUGACUCUCAUGUAAUAACAUAUAUUGGGUGUCUAACCCAGAUAUUUUUCAUCUACUUAUAUAUCUAUUGUGAAUUUACAAAUUUAACAGUGAUGGCUUAUGACAGAUAUGUUGCCAUCUGCAAGCCACUCCACUACCACUGUAUUAUGACUAUUAGAAAAGCGUGGUCACUGAUUCUUUUAACAUGGCUUUUCUCAUUGCUAGAAAUGACUAUUGGAAUAGUGCUAACAGCUAGGUUACCCCUCUGCAGUGUUGACAUUGAUAAAUUCUACUGCUCAAAUUGGGCGGUUGUGAAGCUGUCGUGUGUUGACACCACCCCGAACAAUCUCUACGGUUUCAUUUUUACAUCAUACCACUUUUCUCAAAUGAUACUUAUCUUGAUAUCAUAUGUGAACAUCAUCAAAGCAUCUUUGCGUUCUCAGGCAGGAAGGAGGAAGUUCAUGCAGACCUGUCUGCCUCAUCUGAUCACACUGACUAACUUUGUCAUAUCUCUUCUCUUUGAUGUGAUGUACGCUCGCUAUGGCAGCAACACCAGUCUGUUGGCCCUAAGGAAUAUCAUGGCUGUGGAGUUUCUAGUUGUUCCUCCUCUGUUAAACCCUAUCAUAUAUGGAAUGAACCUCAGUCAGAUUCGGAAUAGAGCAAGAAAGAUGUUCUACUGUAAAGUUUCUGCUCUAAGCUAA
Messenger RNA from Esox lucius (northern pike), 942 nucleotides. RefSeq names its product olfactory receptor 4S1-like. Gene Ontology annotation, biological process: G protein-coupled receptor signaling pathway. Gene Ontology annotation, molecular function: G protein-coupled receptor activity; olfactory receptor activity. Gene Ontology annotation, cellular component: membrane. The coding region runs from base 1 to 942 and encodes 313 amino acids. The record is from RefSeq and is a predicted model, not a curated record. The transcript has a single exon. Lineage: Eukaryota; Metazoa; Chordata; Actinopteri; Esociformes; Esocidae.